This is a messenger RNA of Contarinia nasturtii (swede midge), 1164 nucleotides long. RefSeq lists its product as uncharacterized. NCBI's taxonomy places the organism in Eukaryota, Metazoa, Arthropoda, Insecta, Diptera, Cecidomyiidae. Gene Ontology annotation, molecular function: lipase activity. The coding region runs from base 86 to 1075 and encodes 329 amino acids. The record is from RefSeq and is a predicted model, not a curated record. The transcript has 6 exons.
UUUGAAGUUCUGAAAUUUUGCUUUAAAAACAAUAACGUAUGGUUCAGUCAUAGUGCACUUGAAUUAAUCACGAUUAAGUGAUCAAAUGAAAGAAAAAAUGUUUCGGAAAUUUUCAAUUUUAAUUAUUUUUGUAAUUCAAAAUGUGAUGGCAAAAGAAUGUGUUAAUCAAGAAGUCUAUCUAAACACAAAUGCAGAAAAAUCAAGAAAUAAUGUACAUAGGCGGUGCGAUAGAUCGGACUUUUUUAACUUUGAUGCAUCCAAACACGUCGUUUUUUACUACACAAAAGAUGGCAAAAACUAUUCAAAAUCUCCACCAACUCAUUGCGAUAAAGGCGAAAAAGUACUUCUUGGUAUUCACGGUUUUUGUGAUGAAGUGGAUUUAAAAGAAAAAUAUUGGAUGUAUGCUUUAAUGAAAGUGCUAUUAUCAACGGACGAAUACAAAUACGGCGUGAUCAUUUCUUAUACAGAUUUAUGCUGUAAUUUUCUAUUGGUAAGAGGACGGAUAGGAAGAAGUAUUGGUGAUUAUUUAUCAAAUCACAUAACUGGAACACUUGGAUUGCGUCCUAGUUCAGUUGAUGCAUUUGCACAUAGUUUGGGCAAUCGCUUUUUAUCCUAUAUGGCUGAUGAUCUGAGACGAAAUAAUAAAGGUCAACUGAAUAAAAUUUUUGCACUGUGUAUUGGCUCACCAAUAUUGGACUUGGGACUCACUGGAUUACAUGGUGAUGAUGCAAGAACGGUAGUUAAUUUUAUCUCUGAUAACUAUAAUUUAAUUGGUUCAAACCAACCAAGGGGAGAUGUGAAUUUCUAUACAAAUCCUCACGACAGAAUUCAGCCUGGAUGCACUUCAAGUGAUUGUAAUCAUGAAAUGUGUAUAAACUUUUUUCUCGCUUCAUCACUUCAAUCCAUUCGAAAUGACAAAGAUAAAUUCAUUUAUGGAAAAUGUAACCCAAACAGAAAUUGUCCUGCAGCUGAUUCAUCACACAAAAAAGCAGGACCGUAUGCAUCCGGUAGAGGAUGCUUUUGUGCAGAAACCUCGGCUUGUUUUCCAUACUGGCCUAAGCCCACGUCAUCUUGAUACAAUCUACAAUUUAUAUAAUUUUGAAAUUCAAAGAGUGCAACUUUUCUAAGUCAUGUUUGUCAAGUAAAUGAAAUUGUGCAAAAACA